AUGGUGCAAAUAACUGCGACCAGGCUGUUUUUACUUCUACUUUCUCGAAUUAUUUUCAAUUUUCAGGCCGCUUGCGGACAAGAGAGGAGUUACACUGAUGGGGCAAUAACAACUCGCGUAGGCUUUAGCCUUAAAGGAAGCGUUAUGAAAACGCUACGUGUCCCAAGUAUCAUUUGUUGCACUCAACACUGCUUGAAAGAGUCCAGGUGCAUCUCAACAAACUUUAAGUUUCUGAAACAUGAAAGCAAUGGGAUGUGUGAAUUAAAUGAUGCAGCUCUUUUGGCCAAGACGAAAAAUAAAUUUUCUCCAGAGGAAGGUGUUAUAUUUUCGCAGUAUAGUAGAAUGAAGGUAAGAAGACCUUAGUACAGGUAACCAGGAGAUAUUUGUGGUUUGAGUAAGAGACACAAGGCAGCUUCCUUCCGGGUCGAUCAAUUUAAAUCGAGAUCUCGCCUAAAAGCGCCACCAGACUGAAUAUUUUCUCCAAAAUGAGGACAGAUUUAGCGUAAUAGAGUUGCCUGACAUGAUACGGCUGUUAAGCUCAUUAGUUUUUUUUCUGAGUGUAUAAUCCAUCUUUAUUUCUUUUCCGCUGUAGAAAGUCCAUCAAGCCCAGGAAAUCCAAAACAAGGAAACCUACCAUGGUAACUUUUUUACACUGAGUUGAUGUUGUAAUAUUAUGCUUGUGCAUCUAAAGAUUCGCAAGAAUCACUUUCGAAACAGUUAUUCAUUAAAUAAAUAACUGUGCUGCGUAGAUUCUUGUUCGGGAACAAAGGUGUAAACAGAGAGAGAAACAUAAUGGAUAAAUUUUGGACGUGUCGAUGGAUUUGGUACUGUACUAAUUUGGAACACUAUUUAAAACUCAAAAAAACCCAAAUAAGUAAAGAAAAGUGAAUGCAAGUCUCGAGAGUCCCGACCGGUGGGAAGUGGACCAAUUGGUUAUUUAACUUUGAGGUGUCGCGUGGUAGUAAAACUUACUUCUCAAAACACAGUUGAUUGGCCGGGGGUGGGAUUAAAAAAAAAAGGAAAUUCCAGCCCCUUAAUUAAGAGGCGUACUGUCUCCUCAAAGAUCGAGGGACGAGGAGAAAGCGAAGUCACAAGCGGAAGAGGCAUGCGCAAAGACACUCAGAUGCGUCAAUCAUUAGCGGCUUUAAAGAUGGGAUAGAUAUGAUUUUUAGCUUCAAUUAGAUAAGUUUCAUAAUUGUGACACUGAAAACACGUUGUGGCCUUGCUACAAAUUAGCCAAAGAUUAGUUUAUGAUCAUGAGUUAUCGUGUCAAGACUGUAAGUCAGUUUUGUCAUUUCUGGGUAAAUCAAAUCAUAAAAGAUAACAAUGAAGACACCUCUAAGCCAUUGAAAUAUUCAAUCGUAGUUAGUCACUCUGGGCAGUUUGAAACCAGAUAGAAUUACGACUGAUAGUUUCCCUCCUUUUCGAUUUGGGACCAAUUGCUUUGAUUUUUAAUGUAAGUGAUAUUUUAAUUUCACCACAAAGGCAAAAGCUGCAAAGCAGCGAUUGAAUAUUUGAAGAAGUUUGCCAUCGUUUUGUGGAACUCUUUUAAAAUUUCUAAAGCCAUUUGCACACACAAAAAAUAUUCUGUUAGAUCGUAAUAUUGUGUUCAAAAAACAACGCAUUAAAACUGAAAGAGUAAUACCAUCUGACCAAAGGAUUCUUCAGAUCAAUUGAAACAGGCCAUUUUAAGUUAGCAAUUACUUUUACUUUCGGAUGUGUUUCGUGUCGUUUUUAUUGAAACAAACUUACCCUUGCCUUAGCCCUACAUCUAUUGUGCAAGUUAAAAACCUUCUCCGAGAAAAGCCGCACAUAACCUUGGGUAACACGGAUAUAAUGUUUAAGUUGGUUACCCUUUAUCACAACGACUCCUUAGGUCUAGUUUCUGAGGCGUAGUUCUUUCCAUUACACCAGAAACGAUGAGAAAAUGAAUUUUCCAUUUCUUAUGGAUUUUCUGCUUAGUUUCAGAUUUUUCCCUGGAAUUUCCAUCUGCAGCUGGGUUUAACGAUUCUGUUAUCUUGCCCGCAUCAGUUCCAAAAUUACAAGCAUUCACAAUCUGUUUUUGGAUGAAAACAGAUGACCGAGACAAUCAGGGAACGCCAUUUAGUUACGCAGUGGAAGGAAGGGAAAAUGAAAUUGUUUUGAAAAACUACAAGAACUUCCGCAUCCAGGUCUCGAACAAAAGUCCGGGGUGAGUAUCACGGCAAGUCUAAAACAAAAAUGUACAGCAAAAGUUUUCUCCGGCCUUCUUUUCUUGUGACAUGUUCAUGGAUUAUUUUGUUCAAUGUGCAUUACAACCUCUUGUCUUCUUAGAUUCUUGUAACCGGAAGAAGAACGGAAUGAAAAAUGAAAGCAUAUCAACGAAAAUUUUGAACUAUCAAUAACUCGUUUUCCAUCGUGAACGCGUUCCAAGAGUUUAUUUCAACAAAGUAGCACAUUUGUAUUUUGCUUUUCCAUUUUUUGAUAACAACGCUGCAAUAGGGUCUCACAUCGAUUAAAUGUUUCACAAUAUACUUCGACAAACCAAUAACUGUCUUAUUUAAGCCAAUGUUCCUGUAGAUUCUUUUUUUUUUAAUCAGCGCAAGUGGUAUAUCUGCAAACGAUGGCAAAUGGCAUCACAUCUGCGUGACUUGGGAGAAUAAUAACGGUUCAUGGAACCUUUACAAGGAUGGGGGUUUGGAGAAGGGAGGUGCAGGCUUAAAGGCAGGUGCUGUGAUUGAUGGCGACGGGAUCUUUGUGCUGGGGAAGUUUCAAGGAGAUCGUUUGAAAGAGAAAAACUUCAUCGGUCAGAUCGCACAUUUAAACAUCUGGAGUCAUGUUCUCCCAAAUGAUGAUAUAACUCGACUCUCUCAGCCUUGUCUCUCAGCUGAAGGGAACGCUGUGAAGUGGUCAGAUUUCAAAAAUGGAGUCCAUGGAAACAUCAGUGUGAUUAUUCCAUCACCAUGCAGGCCAUAG
This is a messenger RNA of Pocillopora meandrina, 2955 nucleotides long. The record is from the annotation of a GenBank genome assembly. Lineage: Eukaryota; Metazoa; Cnidaria; Anthozoa; Scleractinia; Pocilloporidae.